ACUGAACUUCCAUUGUCUAGUUCCAGUAAAGAUGAGCGAGGAAACGCCCGUUUCGCGUAGUUACUCUGGUUCAUCGGAUAUCAUGCGGGCUCCGAUCAAGAAGCGCAUCCAUACUGAUAUGUCAAGCAUUAUCGUAGGGGAUGCUCGAAGAGUGUUGUUUGUGUAUGGAUUCGCUUAUUUUUUACAUCAAAGAAAAAGAAAAUCAAGCCAUGAUAGGGACCAGAAUGAUUUAGAUGAACAACUCUCUCCAUCCAAGUUUUCGUUUUUUGAAUUCUCUAACGUGUAG
Messenger RNA from Blastocystis hominis, 286 nucleotides. RefSeq lists its product as hypothetical. The coding region runs from base 32 to 286 and encodes 84 amino acids. The record is from RefSeq and is a predicted model, not a curated record. NCBI's taxonomy places the organism in Eukaryota, Bigyra, Opalinata, Blastocystidae. The transcript has 2 exons.